Messenger RNA from Frankliniella occidentalis (western flower thrips), 5285 nucleotides. RefSeq names its product transmembrane protease serine 9-like. Gene Ontology annotation, biological process: proteolysis. Bases 170 to 3319 code for a protein of 1049 amino acids. Gene Ontology annotation, molecular function: serine-type endopeptidase activity. The transcript has 14 exons. Lineage: Eukaryota; Metazoa; Arthropoda; Insecta; Thysanoptera; Thripidae. The record is from RefSeq and is a predicted model, not a curated record.
CUGGAGAAGAUGAGUUCAGUCGUUGUCCAGUGCCCAGCGCGUGUUGUUCGGAGGAGCAGCUGCGAGUUGCUAGACUCCUUAUCGCAGGGCUCCAGCCGCCGGAUUUGGCGCUCAUCGUCGCCAGUUCCGCGCGGGAACAAGACAAGCCAUCCAGCAGGGACAGAGGAUAAUGGCGGUGUCUCAUCCAGUAUGGCUGGCUGUGGCGAUUUUUCUCGCGAUAGCCCAGGCCCAACAGCAGCAGCCGGAGGGCCGGUCGCUGGUGGACUGGUACUUCUAUGACGUAUCAGGCGACACCCCCACCGGGCGAAUGGUUUCGGUCCCGCUCUCGUACCAUAGCACAUCCCGGCACUUCGGCGAUGUCUCGCCCCAAGACGUGUCCGCCGCCUGGUCCAUGUACCAGGGCCACCUGGGCGCCAAGACCCGGCCGGCUCCGCGCGUCGACCACGCGGCAGCGCCGGCAGGGGAGUACUGCCUCCACCAGGGAGGGCCCGGGUGGUGCAUGCGCCCGGAGGCCUGCUUCUGGGGCCACAACGGCGGCCAGCUCGGCCUCGACGACUGGACUCGCGCCCCCAGAGCGUGCUCCGACCCGGCGCACCUCUGCUGCCCCAAGCAGCCCGACCAGCGCAUGCAGAGCCACGACCCGGACGAGAUCUUGUUCCCCUCGCCCACCUACGACCCCUACACCCACGAGUACGUGCCGGCCCCGGGUUGCGGCCCGCACCACCCGGGCGGGCCCCACGUCCACCAACCGCUGCCCCUGUUGCCGCCCCAGCACAACCAGCACGGCCAGCAGCCGCAGCACAACUACAACCAGCUCGGCCAGCAUCCGCAGCACAACUACAACCAGCACGGCCAGCAUCCGCAGCACAACUACAACCAGCUCGGCCAGCAUGUGAACCCUCAGCACAACUACAACCCUCACGGCCAGCAUGUGAACCAGCAGCACAACCACAACCCGCACAACCAGCACAUGAACCCGCAGCACAACUACAAUCAGCACGGCCAGCAAAUGAACCCUGAGAACACCUACAACCCGUACAUCGACCUCAGCGAGCAGCCCCAGAAUCCACCCGCCCUGCCUCUCCUCCCUCCUCCCGGAGGAGAAAUGCAGAGGCCGCCCCAGCGGCCUCCCAUGGCCCCCGCGGCGAGGCCACCCAUGGCUUCCGCGGAGGAGACGAUGUUCGGCAUGGAGCAGCCGAUGAAGCCCAAGCCCGCCGUGAAGCCGGCGAGGCCCGAACCCUCGAAGCCGACCAUGGCCCCGUCUUCCCCACUUGUGCCCUUAAUUGACGAGGACGCGGUGGCGUCGCCCGACACCGCGAUCACGAGACUGCCGGGCGAGGUCGCGCGAAAGAUGUGCGUCGAGUACGAAAAGUGGGCCCCCACCGUGCGCUUCGGGCCCGACAAGGACUGCGUGCCCAACCACACAUACCCCAUCGGCGGCAAUCCAGCCCUGCCCAGGGAAUUCCCCCACAUGGUUCAACUCGGCGUAGGCCGCCGUAACAGUAUCCAGUGGUUCUGCGGAGGUUCGCUCAUCUCCCCGACCUGGGUCAUGACUGCGGCGCACUGCCUCUACAGCGAGGAUCGACAGGUGCAGUGGGUGCGGCUGGGUGACCUGGAGCCGGACUCGGACACGGACGACUCCAACCCUCAGGUGAUCGCCGUGAGCAAGGUGGUGCGCCACCCGGAGUACAAAGCCAUCGAGGUGUACAACGACAUCGCGCUGGUGCGGCUGGCGCGCGAGCCGGACAUGAGCACGCCGCACGUGAGGCCGGCCUGCCUGCAGGUGGACAAGCAGCUCAAGAAGGACAAGCUCAACCUCAUCGGCUUCGGCCUCACCGAGGAGAACGGAGACCCGGCCCCGGUACUCAUGGAGGUGGCGCUGUGGAGGACGCCGUUCGAGAAGUGCGCGUCCUUCUUCAGCGGCACCGUGAACCUGCGGAAGCUGCCCGACGGGCUCAACGACGACAGCCAGCUGUGCGCGGGGCUGGACCAGGUGGGCAAGGACGCCUGCCAGGGCGACUCGGGUGGCCCUCUCAAUACGCCCUACAGCCCCACCUGCAUGCUCAACGUGGCGGGCGUCACGUCUUUCGGCCAGGGCUGCGGCCACGGCGUGCCCGGGGUGUACACCCGGGUGUCGCACUUCGUGCCGUGGAUUGAGAAGAUCGUGUGGCCCGAGGAGUUCCAAAAGUGCUAUUGUAGCCCGUGUUACCACCAGGCUGCCCAGUCUCCGGGCGUCUGCCGUCGGAUGUCGGACUGUCGCCGGCUCCAGAGCCGCCAGGGUGUUGUCGGCGGCGGUCAGCCCCAGCUCUGCUCCUCCCCCGGCACCGAGCCGCUCGUGUGCUGCGCGACGUCCGUCGAGUCCAUCCUCUUCCCCAACUCGGGCUUCCUGUCCCUGUCGAAGAAGCCCGCCACGCCGCCCCCUCCGUACGAGCCGCGCCCGCCCCCGCGGGCCGACGGCACCCCCGGCAGCAUGGCGAACAGGAUGUGCGUGGUCUACGAGCAUUAUGCCAGGCGGGAGCGCUUCGGGCCAGAGAACGAGUGCGUUCCGAACCACACGUACCCCAUCGGCGGCAACCCCGCCCUGGCCAAGGAAUUCCCCCACAUGGCCCUGCUGGGCUACGGGCCGCGGUCCUCCAUCAGCUACGAGUGCGGGGGCUCGCUCAUCUCCAUGGCCUGGGUCAUGACCGCCGCGCACUGCGUGUUCUCCGGGAGCGUGCCCGUGUCCUGGGUGCUGCUCGGCGAGCUGGUGCGCAGCCGGGACGACGACGACGCCUUCCCGCAGCUCAUCCCCGUGGCGCAGCGCGAGCGCCACCCGGGCUUCCGGCCGCCGGAGGCCUACAACGACAUCGCCCUGCUGCGGCUGCAGUGGGUGCCCAACAUGACCACGUUCCACGUGCGGCCCGCGUGCCUGCACGUCAACCGGGAGCUGGACAAGGAGAAGCUGUACCUGACGGGCUGGGGCCACACCGCCUACCAAGGGGAACCAGCGGACGAGCUCAUGGAGGUGUCCAUCUACCGCACCAAGUACGAGGAGUGCCGCAAGGCCUACGAGGACGGCAGCACCAAGUUGGCCCUGCCGCGCGGGGUGGACAACGACACGCAGCUCUGCGCGGGCCAGGGCCAGCUCAUGAAGGACGCCUGCCAAGGCGACUCGGGCGGGCCGCUGCAGACGCCCGUCAUCAAGCCCAUGUGCAUGUUCCGCGUGGCCGGGGUGGUGUCGCUGGGCCAGGGCUGCGGCUUCGGCACGCCCGGCAUCUACACCAGGGUGUCGCACUACGUGCCCUGGAUCGAGAGCAUCGUGUGGCCCGACCCGGUCUAGGGCUAGUAGGGCUCCUCCACCAUACCACCAGGAGGAGAGGGCCAGCCGCGAAAAAUUAAUGUUAUGAUGAGCCGCAGUGCCGCGAAUUAUCUUCCCCCUUCCCGUUCCCGCCCCCUUCGCAGGCAGACGCCAAAACGGCUUUGGAAAAAAACAAAAAAACAGAGAUCACGACCGACAUUUUCGACCGCGCGACACUCGUCUGCCGAUAAGAUUUACGGGUGUCACGAAUUGCCCACAUGCGCAAGUAUCUGGCGGCACCACCGCCCAUCCGCUGAUGUCAUCCCCCGUCGCGAGGACUAACUAAUGUGUUUCUCGAACAAAUUUGACCUCCCAGCUUUGCCUUUGUUCACUCUGAGAGACCCGCGGAGCAGUCGGAAUUUAGUAUUCGACUUACCAAAACCGAAUCCCAUGUACCGAUCUAAACGACAUAACAUUCAAAUAUUGGGAGCUCUUGGUUAUGCGGAGUGUUAGUGUUAGUGUCACGUUCCACAUCAAAAUGCAAUUCACAUAUUGUCUCUCUUUUGACUUGUGUGUUGCCACCGUGUUGGUGUGCGUGACUCGGCUCGGGCCGAUCGGGGUUACCGCGCAAACACACCUCCAAACUUACGCUCCUCCGCCCAUCAGCUGUCACCUCCGGGUCAUUCGAUAGUCGCGUAAUCGCGUUAUUUCGUUUUUGUUGAAGCCGAAAGUAAAAAGGAAGUUUUAUCUGAGCUUUCCUCCGUACCGAUACGGCACGACCCCGCGACACGCCCCGUGUGUACCCAGUCAUAAAUUUGAAAAUCGCAUCAUCAAAGUUGAUGUACAGGGUGGUCCAUAGCCCCCUUCCUUUAUUUUGCUUUUACUGUACGGCAUGCAGGCGUGCAGGCGGGUUGAAUACUCGCACGGGGCCAUAAGGCAAGCCCGCAUGCAGGCCUACAUGCGGUACAGUAUAAUCAAAAUAAAGGGAGGGGUCUAUGGACCACCCUGUAUUUUUGUGUUUUAACGAUAGCUUGACCAAACACGUAGCUUUGUAGGGACACAAUUUACGCCAUUUGAUUCGAUACCAAUUUUAGAUGACGAUAAAACCAGGUAAAACAGUCUGCAGAAAGUCAGAAGUUUUUAUUAUAUGUUAUACAGGGUGGGUGAUCCGCGCCGUGGUUUUUUUCUGAUUAUACUGUACCGGAUUCACGAGUGCGGGCGGGCUUGCCUAUCGUCGCUCGCCGUGGCUCCUUAUGGCCCCGUGCGACUAUGCAACCCGUCCGCACGCAUGAAUCCGGUACAGUAUAAGCAGAAAAAACCACGGCGCGGAUCACCAACCCUGUAUUACACUAAGGUGUGUUUGAAAGCCAUUUCGAAUAUGUAACCCUUGAGAGUAAGGGUAAGGCGGAAGCAGAAGAGUCCAUUGACUCUGAUCAGCCGGCGCUUACAUGCUGAUGCAAUGUUUGGUAAAUAUAACAUGAGUCGGCCGGAUCAGCUUUGGGGGGCUCGCCUCGCUCACAGAAAAAAAUGACGCAACGUAGAGUAAAUGUAACACAUUAUAUCUGAAAGGGGCUCGUCCCGUGCGUAAGGCUGAUGAAAUGUUUGUAAAAUGUGACAGUAUACGUUUGUAAGUGAAGCAUCGUUUUGGGGGCUCGUCUCGUGCGGAAGGCUGACGAAAUGUUUAUUAAGUGUGACAGUAUACGUUUGUGAAUGGAGCAUUGUUUUGGGGGCUCGUCCCAUUUGGAAGGCUGACUUACAUAACGCACAAGAGGGUAGAGGAAACAAUGUGAAAUAAGUGUGAACAAAGAUCAAACUUGCAGAUAGACUUCCCUGAUUAACCUACCCCCGCUUCAAAAAUAACAAUAUGAAGAAAGCGAAGUGUAGAGGCAGGCGUAUGGGAAAGGUUGGCCCUGUAGGCAAGGGGUUGUGUAUUAUGAUGUUGGCGUCGGCAUCACUGACUGUCAAAAGUUUGCAUUAUAAUGAAUAAAGCAGUCUUCAUGCGUGACUA